This is a messenger RNA of Dentiscutata heterogama, 252 nucleotides long. The record is from the annotation of a GenBank genome assembly. Lineage: Eukaryota; Fungi; Glomeromycota; Glomeromycetes; Diversisporales; Gigasporaceae.
UAAAAAGAUUUCAACAACUGGAUGUUGUAGGCCAAACUAGUCCUCAAAUUGAUGAAAGCAAUCACGAAUCAAUUAACUCACAAAUGGUUCCAAGUGAUCCCAAUGACAAUAUUGAUAAUUCUUCUUUAAUUCAAGAGCAAAAGUUAUUAGAGGUCCCUAAUACCAAUACAAAUAAUUCAAAUAAUGAGCAAGAAGCAGAUUUGAUAGAUAUAAGUGAAAAUCCUUCCAUCACAAUGAGUUCGAAUGAAUCAG